This is a messenger RNA of Entrophospora sp. SA101, 1659 nucleotides long. Lineage: Eukaryota; Fungi; Glomeromycota; Glomeromycetes; Entrophosporales; Entrophosporaceae. The record is from the annotation of a GenBank genome assembly.
AUGCGAGAGCAAGAAACUAAAGCCAAUUCACACAUAAGGUCAUUCAUUCAAUUGGCUGAAUCUUUAGAUCGUAUCCUAGUGAUAUCAAAUGUUGGCUCAUCAAGAUUCGCAGCAUCUUUACCACUUUCCCCAACUUUCUAUUAUGAUUUUAAUUUAUUGAAAAAAAUGUUUCCAAAUGCAAAAUUUGUUCCUCAAGAAGAAUACAAAUCAUGGAUUAAAAAGCAACCAAAUUAUAAAAAAAUUACUGCUGAACACAUUUUACUUACUGAAGAAAGGCCACAACAGCAAAAUAAACAAAAUAAACACUAUGAAAGCACGUACGAACCAAUUCCUUACGCAGAGCAUAUAAUUAAUGAAGCUUCAAAAAUUGCUAAUCGGCUUGAAUCAUCAUAUAUUGCGAUACAUUGGAGGAUGGAAGGAGCAUUGCAGGAGAAUCUACCAAAUUGUGCCAGAAAAUUAGUUAAAAAAAUACAAGGAAUAAGAAAAAACACUGGAAUAAAAAAUGUUUAUUUGGCAACUGAUGUUCCCAUAACUUGCGAGAAGAAUGGUAGUUUAAGUAUAAAUUUUCAGAGUGUUGAUAACAAAGCACAAUCUAGCACUUUUCAUAAUAUUACAUUUUAUCACAUUAAAGCAUUGGAAAUACUAAGCUCUGCAAUAGACAUCAAAACUUGGAAAUCUUUAAAUGCUUUUGAUUAUUUAAAAUAUAUUGGAAAAGAAAAGAAAAAUAAAAGAAAUCCUUUAGUUAAGGAAUUAAAUGGUCCAGGUGUACAAGGAAUAUUAGAUAAAUUAGUUUGUAUAAAUUCAAAUUAUUUCUUGAGUGGCCCAGAAGGUUGCUGUAGAGUACGAUCAAGUUAUACAAAACAAAUUGUAAGUUCAAGAAAUUCAGAUAAAUUUUGGUGGGAAAACAAAGAGAACAACUUGUUUACUGAUGAAGACAGAGUUACACUUAGAAAUACAACAUUUAGAGACAUUAUUAUACGUAAUUUGGAUGAUAUUUCUCGUCCAUCAAUUCCACUAAAUAUUUGGUCAGUUCAACCAACACAAAAAUUGUCUCAGUCAUCAAAAUAUCUUAAUCGUAUUGCUUUAUGGCCAACUUCAUAUGUUGUUAGUUACGACAUUGUUGAAAAAAAUAUUAAUUUCCAAGUUCAAAUUUUGACUACAGAUGGUAAUGCAUGGUUUGGAAUGGGAUUUGAUCCUGAUGAUACUGGAAUGACUGGAGCAGAUUUUGUAAUUGGAAUUAUUUCAAAUGGAAAUGUAUCUCUAUCAAACUAUCGAUCUGCUCCAACUGGUUACAACCCUCCUAUAAAAGAUGAUGACCAUUCAGAUUUAACAAUAAUUAAUGAUCCACCUCCCAUUGUAAAUAAUUUUGCAACUAUUGAAUUCUCAAGACCUUUGGUACCUAAUGGAAGAAAAGGGAUUAGAAGUGGACCUAUGAAAUUUGUUUUGGCUUAUAACCCAGGAAGUUCAGUACUUUCAUAUCAUCAAAAUAAUCGUCAAAUGACACUAUAUGAUUUUUAUAAUAAUAAAUUUUCACCAUCCAUAUCUAAUGGUCAAAGAUUAGCAAAAUUAGCUCAUGGACUUGGAAUGUUCCUAACUUGGUGGUAUGAUAUUGAUAUUAAAUACAUGUUAAAUAUUAAAGACAUUUGUCUCACAUUAUGA